UAUUUUUUGGUGCAAUGUAAGAGUGAAAAUGGAAAAUUCACCGUCCAGUUCCAUAGAGAAGCAAAUUGAUCAUUUUCUGGAGCAUUUUAAACGGAGUGCAUCCAAGGCCAUCGACACGGAGUGGGGCAGCGGCUCGGAUAUCAACAAUGGACCGUCUAGCAGCAGUCCUCAAAGGCAGCAGCCGCUGCAGCGCUUGCUGCAACGCACCAAAAGCAGAUCCAGCUGUCUAGAUGUAUCGGAACUGUCGGAUAAUGAUGUGGAGAGCGCACUGGCCGAAUCGCAGGCAAUUGUGAUGAGCGCAUCGCAAACCCAGCAGCGGCAACAGCAGUUGAUCAGCCAGCAUAUGAUCGACUCUCAGAUAUCGGUCAGCAGUGGCGCUUCCAUACAGACGGCGAUAUUUCAAUCGCUCAGCAACUCGCCGGCGCACACGAACCGCAGCUCAGGACUGCUGCAGCAUACAACGUCGACGAUCAGCAGCAACUCGACGAGCUCCGUCAAUUCACAGGGCAUAGCCUAUGCCGCUGAGGCAAUCAGUUCGCAAAAGCCCGCCGAACAGAUCAACUCGCUGCUGGAACACAUUAGUCCUGCUCAAGCGGCUGCCGCCAUGAGUGGCGAGGGUGUGCUCAACAUAGCAGAUGUGGCAGAUCUGCUGCAUCCCCAGCAUGCGGUCAUCACAGGGGGGCGCUCGCAAGAGGGCUGUCCCCUCAUCAUCUUUCCGGACAACAACAAUUUCAAUUCCAUCGAAGAAGCCGACUAUCAGAAGCUCAUUUUGUACCUUAGCUCAGUACCAUCCCUCCAGGAUGCUGAUCUCGGGUUCCAUUUGAUUAUUGAUCGACGCAAGGAUCGCUGGACCUCGGUGAAGACAGCAUUGCAGCGCAUAUCGAUCUAUUUCCCGGGUAUUAUACAUGUGGUCUAUGUGCUGCGUCCAUCUGGACUCUUUCAGAAGGCCAUAUCCGAGGUGAGCUCGAAAUUUUCCUCCAAGGACGAAUAUCGCUUUCGGCUCAUCGUGUGCUCGGCUCUAAGCGAUCUACAUGAAUUUGUCGACACAAGUCAGUUGACACCCGACAUGGGUGGCACCUUAAUCUAUUCACAUCACGAGUGGAUACAGCAGAGGAUUUCACUGGAGAAGUUCUCGAGUCUAACACAUCAAGUUUCUGCCGAGUUGGAUGUCUUUAUACAAGCCAUACAUGACACAGAGUUUCCCAAUUCCGUGGAGGCAACUAGGAAGUUACUGGAGGAUCAGGGCGUUGACUAUGCGCGUCUAAAGGAUGAAAUACUGGCUGCUGCCAAGCAUGGGGAGACGCUGCUGGACAAAAUCAAAUCCAACGAGGAGCUCAAGGAGUUCUCGGAGCGCACCGGCAAUGUCAGCGCCAUUGAAAGACUGCUGAUCCAGCUGGAGGAAACUGAGCGUCGCUUCGACGAGUUCUGGCGGACGCAUCGCAACCGUCUGGAGCAAUGCCUGCUUCUGCGCAUGUUCGAGCAGGACUUCCGGGAGCUGCAAAAUAUCUUCGAUGGGCAUCUCAAGACGGUGGCGGACAUGACGGAGAUUGGCGAGAGCGUGGAACGCGUUGCGACGCUCGUUCAGGAGACGGAACAGUUCUGCAAGCUAAUUAAAGCGGACGUCGAGCGAGCUGAAGAGGCUAUUCAAGCUGGACAGCAGCUGAUUGGCUCUCGUGGCGUCUACCCCUGGGAGAUUGUGCAGCCCAAGUGCGAUGAGCUGCAGCGCGUCUGCGACAUAAUCAACAUGCGUCUGACUAAGCGGCUUGAAAUUCUGGCCAAGAACAGCGAGCUUAUGGAGAGAGUUGAAAAGGCUAAUCAAUGGUGUGCCAAUGGUGUGGAGCUCUUGGCCUCACAGCGCAUCGAGAAGUGUUCCGUGUCGGCCGAUCUAGCCGAGCAGAGCCUGCACGAAAUCCAGGCUUUCAUAGCAUCCGCUUCAGAUUUCAAAUUAUCUAGUCCAAGUGAAUUCAAGAAAAUCUUUCUGGAUAGCACGACACCGGAGACCAAAGCACUCGUAUCUCAGGUUCUGCAGCGCAUCGAUGAUGUCUCCUUGAUGUGCGACAAGCGCAUUGCGAGCCUCAAGAAGCUGGCGCUGAAGCCACCGCGUCCUGUGCAACAGGUGACGCCCGAGCCAGCCGUGCCGCUGCAGCCGCCCGGCGGAGCGCCCCAUCUGUUGCGACGUAAACAAAAUAAGACUGGUAUACAUGAGUUACGACCCAGAUCCAUGGAUGGUGUCAUUGACUCGGGCGUUUCGUUAAAUGGCGACAGCGGCUCGAGUCCAGACAACGGCGAACACCUGCAGAAUCAACAGGAUGCUGAGGCGAGAAAGCUUAAACAGGGUCAUGUGCUGUCCGAGCUGUUGGAGACGGAGCGUAUCUAUGUGAAUGAAAUGAGUUCGAUUCUAAAGGGCUACUUUGACCAAAUGCAAUCUGACGAGCUGAUGCACCUGGUUCCGGCCAGUCUGCAAGGCAAGGAGGAAAUACUUUUUGGCAAUCUGCAUGAGCUCUACACAUUUCACAACGAGGUCUUUCUCAAGGACCUGGAGAACUGCAUUUCGACCACGGAACUUGUCGCGCUGUGUUUUGUGCAAAGGCGUGAUACCUUCUACAGGCUGUACUCGUUCUAUUGCCAGAAUAUACCACGCUCUGAUCGUCUGCGUGAAACGCUUGUCGACACCCACCUGUUUCUGCAGGAGUGUCAAAAGAGAUUGGGUCACAAGCUGCCGCUGGCUGCUUAUCUUCUGAAGCCCGUGCAACGCAUCACCAAAUAUCAGUUGCUGCUGAAGGAUCUGUUGCGCUUCAGCGACAGCGGCAGCUGCACCAAGGAGCUGCAGAAGGCGCUCGACUGCAUGCUGAUUGUGUUGAAAUGCGUCAAUGAUUCCAUGCACCAAGUGGCUAUAACAGGAUUCCCAACCGAUCUGGCACAGCAGGGCGAGCUGCUGCUGCAGGACUCGUUUCAGGUGUGGACCGAGUCGAAGAAGGAUAUACGCCUGCGCAUCAAGCCACAGCAGCGACACAUCUUUCUGUACCAGAAAUCGUUGCUCUUCUGCAAGCAAACCUCCAAAGCGGGUCACAACAAGAGUACCUACCAGUUCAAGCACCACGUUAAGAUGUCACAAAUUGGUCUGACGGAGUCAGUUCGCGGCGACACCAAGCGCUUCGAGGUCUGGCUGCAGGGCCGCCAAGAGGUGCACACCAUGCAGGCGCCUUCGUUGGAAGUCAAGAAUAAGUGGGUGGCUGAGAUCAAGCGGGUGCUGCUCAACCAGCUCGAGGAACUGAAGGGCGAGAAAAUCAAACAGUAUGGCCUAAAUCAUCGCGGGCUCAAGCAAACGACUUCCUGGGACACGCCCAACAUUAUACUGGGCACGCCGAGUCGAAAUAUCAGCUGCGAUGCAUCCUCAGAGUCCUCCAAUCGCAACUCCAACUGCAGCAGCGAAGAGAAUGGCCCGGCGGCCGCUGCCUGCGCCAACUCGAGCGGCGGCAUUGCCGACAGGGAUCAUCCCGAGGGCUGUGGCUGGAGCUCGGACUAUUCAAACAGCGAGGACGAGAUCUCCGUGAACGAGGACAACAGCACACCGGGCAGUAAAUUCAUUGCCCUGGCUGAUUAUACGGCUAUGGGUCACUCGGAAGUUUCGAUGCGAGAAGGCGAAGCUAUCGAGCUAUUAAAAGUGGGCUGUGCCGGCUGGUGGUACGUGCGCGUCUUAGAUACCAAUGCAGAAGGUUGGACCCCGGGCGCAUAUUUGGAAUCGAUCAAUCGAAAAUCGUCAAGAUCAUCGAGCUGUAAUCAGGAGCGAAUAAUACAAAAAUAAAUAGCUAAAAUCAGGAACUUAUCUCCAUCUUCAAAUCAAAAAUCAAAUGAAGUCGAGCUGCUUGACGUCGAGUUUUCAAAACUAAAUCUAUCGCCUUUUAAAAUAGAUAACAGUAUUUGAGCUUUUUCUACUUGAAGUCCCACUCUAUAUAUAGACACACUCUAUAUAUAGACACACGCACUUUCGGAAUCUGAUCAAACUAAACCUUCAAAAAUCUCCAUUCUGAAUCUGAAUAACCCUCCAUUUCGUAUCUUUGGCAAACGUGUAAAUUGUGGAUAAACAAAAAAU
Drosophila hydei is the source of this 4093-nucleotide messenger RNA. RefSeq names its product guanine nucleotide exchange factor DBS. Gene Ontology annotation, cellular component: cytoplasm. Gene Ontology annotation, molecular function: guanyl-nucleotide exchange factor activity; protein binding. NCBI's taxonomy places the organism in Eukaryota, Metazoa, Arthropoda, Insecta, Diptera, Drosophilidae. Bases 29 to 3805 code for a protein of 1258 amino acids. The transcript is spliced from 18 exons. The record is from RefSeq and is a predicted model, not a curated record. Gene Ontology annotation, biological process: intracellular signal transduction.